AAUCCUACACACCCUCCCAGCCACGGGUGGCCCCCGGGAAGGUGAGGCUACAGAUGCUGAUCUCCUGUUACUGGAAAACAGGAAUUAGCUUGUCUGCUUGAGGAUGUGGUUGGUUCUUUAUAAAAAGGAUACACAAGAAAUUUGCACAUAGUCUGCCAGCUUCAUUAUGCUGCCGACAGCUUCCAGCAAAAGAAGAACAUUUGCAGCCAGAUAUUUCGCUCGCUCCAAAAGCCUGGUGAUGGGGGAACAGAGCCGCAGCCCGGGGCGGCUGCCCUGUCCCCGCAGGCUGGGCCCCGUGCUGAAGGAGGGCUGGCUGAAGAAGCAGAGGAGCAUCAUGAAGAACUGGCAGCAGCGCUGGUUCGUGCUGCGUGGGGAUCAGCUUUUCUACUACAAGGACAAAGAUGAGACCAAGCCCCAGGGAUUUAUUUCUCUACAAGGGACCCGGGUGACUGAACUUCUUCCUGACCCUGAGGACCCAGGGAAGCACCUCUUUGAGAUCAGCCCAGCAGCUCGGAGCAGUUAGGAGCACUGCCACCCACUAUCUCUGAGGCCUGACCUUGAAACGAAGCCAGCGCACACAGAUUACCCCGGAGAAGUAGACUGAUACCACGCUCCUGACCUCCACAGAGCAUCGCUCAUCUCAUUAGCCGCCUCCGGAGCGGGAUGCUGAGCUCGGCCUAUCUCGGCACCUGGUACCAGCCAGCCUGCGUAUCAGCCUGACCUCACGAGGCCCCGCUGAGUUUGCCUGCCAAGCGCCAGACGAUGGGUAAUGACUAGAAAUGAAAUCAGAUGAGAAGUUCACC
This is a messenger RNA of Leptonychotes weddellii (Weddell seal), 803 nucleotides long. The record is from RefSeq and is a predicted model, not a curated record. Lineage: Eukaryota; Metazoa; Chordata; Mammalia; Carnivora; Phocidae.